Messenger RNA from Ictalurus punctatus (channel catfish), 2710 nucleotides. RefSeq names its product PYM homolog 1, exon junction complex associated factor (gene pym1). The record is from RefSeq and is a predicted model, not a curated record. Gene Ontology annotation, molecular function: RNA binding. Lineage: Eukaryota; Metazoa; Chordata; Actinopteri; Siluriformes; Ictaluridae. The coding region runs from base 29 to 646 and encodes 205 amino acids. Gene Ontology annotation, biological process: exon-exon junction complex disassembly. Gene Ontology annotation, cellular component: cytoplasm; exon-exon junction complex. The transcript is spliced from 3 exons.
CGUUACCGGAAGUACCACAUCUGUUAAGAUGGCGACUCCCUAUGUAACGGAUGAGUCUGGAAAGUAUAUUGCUGCUACACAGCGUCCAGAUGGGACAUGGAGGAAACCUCGGCGAGUGAAGGAUGGAUAUGUACCUCAGGAGGAGGUGCCUGUCUACGAGAAUAAAUAUGUGAAGUUUUUUAAGAGUAAACCUGAUCUCCCUCCUGGAAUGAAUCCAGAGGACGCGGCUGCAGCCAAGCAGCAGCAGCAGGCGGCAGUGAAAGCGGACAAGGAGUGCGAGACAGCCGGCUUGUCCAAAGCGGCCAAACGCAACAUGAAACGCAAAGAGAAACGCAAGCAGCAGCAUGCUCAGGGUCAACAGGAAGUGAACAAGGAGGAGGUAGAGACGGUAACGAAAGAGUUGGAGAAGGUUUCGUUCGCAGCUGAAGAGCAGAACAACACGAGCGCCUCCACAGAGCUGUCCGCUGCUAGCACAGACAAAGCCAAGAAGAUCAAGAACCUGCGGAAGAAGCUUCGCCAAGUGGAGGAGCUGCAGCAGAAAGUGGACUCGGGAGAGCUGCCGAACCCUUCCAAGGAUCAGUUGGAAAAACUGGGACGGGCUCAAGCCUUACGGGAGGAGCUGAGGCAGCUGGAGGCAGAUUUGUAAAGCAAGAUGGUGUAUUACAAGCAGAGUGGGCCAUGGUGUAGUGUUUUUCUUUCUGUAUAUAUAUAUUUUUUUCAGAAUUUAGGAUAGAUCUUCAUUGAUUCCCAUUGGUGUAAUUCCAGUUUUGUGAAGCCCCAUCCUACAGCCUUGUUCCUUUCUCUUCUGCCAAUCUGUGAUACAGGGAUAUUUAAAACAAGUUUAUUUUUUAAACGUAAUCGUGCAGUUAGUGCUCCUCACCCCCACCCAUAAAAACAGUGCUAAUAAUGAUUUUUGUGUAAAGUUUAGUUACAAAUGACACUUAUGCACUCCUGUGGUAUGGACUUUGUCAAAAUGGACGUUGGUAUAGCUUAGAGGAGGGAGGAAGCCUUCGUUUUUCUCAUUAGGAAUUGUGCCUCUGGAUAUGGACAUGUCAUGGUGGGAUUCUUCCGUGACGCUGCGCAUUGUUGACACUACCUUUUUCCUGAUAAUACAGACUGAACAAGAGAACGAACUGAACACCGAGCCACUCUGAGGACACAGCGCAAGGACUUGAAUGGCUGCAGUUUUUUUUUCUUGUUUGAACAUUUGUGACUUUAAUACCGAUCGUAACAAUGUAAAGCAUGUUGUACAGUGCUGUGAAAAAGUAUUUGCCUUAUCCUGAUUUGUUCUGUUUUUGUGUACAUCUCCUACUAAAUAGUUUUACAUCUUCAAACGAAAUACAACUUAAAACAAAGGUAACCUGAGUUAACACGCACUACAGUUUUUGUUUUUAUUGAAACAAAAAUGUGAAAAACUAAUUGCCACUUUAAACUUAAAAGUGGCACAACCAGAUUUUAGGAGCAAUAAUUGCAACCAAAUGCUUCUGAUAACUGGAGAUCAGACUUUUCACAUACUUGUAGGACUAGGAUUUACUCCAGUUGCGCUUGAGUUUCAAUUUACGAAAUGAAGACUGGACAUUCUCCUUUAGGAUUUUCUGGUAGAGAACAGAAUUCAUUUUUUCCUCAAUGAUUGCAAGUUUCCCAGGCCCUGAAGCAGCACAGAAUCCCCACACCAUCACACUUCCACCACUAUGUUCUACCAUAGGUAUUCUGUGGAAUCCUGACCUGUGUUUGGUUUACGCCACGUGUAAUAUGACACCUGUCUUCCAAACAGUUCCACUUUCGACUCCUCAGUCCACAGAACAUUCUCCCAAAAGGUUUGAGGAUCAUCAGGAUGUGUUUUGGCAAAAUUCAGACGAGCCUUAAUGUUGUUCUUGGUUAGCAGUGUUUUUUGUUUUGCCACACUCCCUCCACUUUCUGAUAGUGGAGUCAUGAACAGUGAUGUUUACUGGUGCAAGAGAGGCCUGUAGUUCCUUUGAUAUUGUCCUUGGCUCUUUUGUGACUUCUUGGAUGAGUCGUUGCUGUGUUCUUGGAGGAAUUUUGGACGGUUGGCCACUUCUGGGAAGGUUCACUACUGUGAGUUUUUCCAUUUGGAGAAAAUGGCUCUUGCUGUGGUUCUUUGGAGUCCCAGAGCCUUUGAAAUAGCUUUGUAACUCUUCCCAGACUAAUGUGUUUCAAUCACCUUCUUCCUUAUCAUUUCUUUUAAUUGUGGCAUAGUGUGUUACUGGGUAAAACUUUUAACCAACUUCAUGCUGUUGAAAAAAUUCUAUUUAAGUAUAGAUUUGAUUGAACAGGGUUUGCAGUAAUCAGGCCUGGUUGCCUUUAGUAACUAGAGAGGCAAAUACAUUUUCACACUGGCUCAGUUUUUUUUUUGUUUCAGUAAAUAACUGUCAUUUAAAAACUGUAUUUUGUGCCUUUGUUUUAUCCUACUUUUUUAUUUAUUUAUUUCUGAAACAAUUUAAUGAGAUAUACACAAAAACAGAAGAGAUAAGGCAAAUACUUUUUCACAGCACUGUACCUCCAAAGGUUACUUCAAAAACCUGUAUGGAUUGGCAAUUGGUGGAGUGGAUAAGAACGACAGUAUUUAAGUUGUCAGCCAUGUCAUUUCUUUCUUUCAGAAGUCCUUUUUAUUAUGUGUGUUUUUUUAUUGUAGUAGUUGUCAAGUAUUAAGCAGUGUUGUUGUAUUACAUUAAAGUAUGAAAGACAUCCA